Molecule: messenger RNA, 1559 nt
Organism: Tribolium madens (black flour beetle)
Lineage: Eukaryota; Metazoa; Arthropoda; Insecta; Coleoptera; Tenebrionidae
Gene: eEF1gamma
Product: elongation factor 1-gamma
Exons: 6
Coding region: 150-1436 (428 amino acids)
Biological process (GO): translational elongation
Cellular component (GO): nucleus; cytoplasm
Molecular function (GO): translation elongation factor activity
Source: RefSeq, a predicted model, not a curated record
AAAUAUGAUAAAACACGGCCUCUGAAAGCAAAUAUGUAAAAAUCGAAAAAAUAAUUCUAAACUCGACACGUCACCAGACGUCCAACCCAAAAUUCCCUAUGCAGCUGUCAAACUCUUCAAGUCCUUUUCUGUGAGAAAUUGGACGAGCAAUGGCUGCAGGAACACUCUACACCUAUUCCGACAAUUUCCGUGCUGCUAAGGCUUUAAUCGCAGCCCAGUACUCAAAAGCCAACGUAAAAGUAAGUCCAAACUUUGUGUUCGGUGAAACCAACAAGUCGAAAGAAUUCUUAAAGAAAUUUCCCAGUGGAAAGGUGCCAGCAUUCGAGUCAAACGAUGGCAAAUAUCUGCAAGACAGCAACGCAAUUGCUUAUUACGUCGCUAAUGAACAAUUGAGAGGCAAGUCGGAGUAUGAAAAAGCCCAAGUUUUGCAAUGGGUGGGUUUUGGAGAGUCGGAAAUUCUUCCAGCUGGUUGUGCCUGGGUGUUCCCCAUUUUGGGAGUCGUCAAGAAGAAUGCCGCCACUGAAGAGGGAUACGCCAGAGCCAAGGAGGAUAUGAAGGCUGCUUUAGCAAUCCUAGACAGCCAUUUGCUUACCCGUACUUAUCUAGUUGGAGAACGCAUCACUUUAGCUGAUAUCGUUGUAGCUUGCAAUCUUUCAAAUUUAUACAAAUAUGCGUUUGACCCCGACUUCAGAAAGCCAUUUAUUAACGUUAAUAGAUGGUUCACAACAUUAAUAAAUCAACCUCAAUUUAAGGCCGUUUUGGGUCAGGUGCAAUUUUUAGACAAAUUUGCCCAACCUUUUACCGGCGCACACGGAGGUGAAGGUAAGAAUAAAAAGAAAGAUGACAAGAAAGACAAGAAACAGCAGCAACCCAAGAAAGAGACACCAAAAAAAGAGAAAGAGCCGGCUGAAGAAAUGGAUGCCGCUGAAGAAGCCCUUGCUGCUGAACCCAAAUCAAAGGAUCCCUUUGAUUCCAUGCCCAAAGGGACGUUCAAUAUGGACGAUUUCAAGAGAUUUUAUUCUAAUGAAGAUGAAGCCAAAUCUAUUCCUUAUUUCUGGGAGAAAUUCGAUCCUGAAAAUUACUCAAUUUGGUACGGGGAAUACAAAUACCCUGAAGAGCUCACUAAGAUUUUCAUGAGCUGUAAUUUGAUCACGGGAAUGUAUCAAAGAUUGGACAAAAUGCGCAAACAAGCUUUUGCCUCAGUUUGUCUUUUUGGUGAAGACAAUAACAGUUCAAUCUCAGGAAUUUGGGUGUGGAGAGGACAGGACCUCGCUUUCACUUUGAGUCCUGACUGGCAAAUUGACUAUGAGUCAUAUGAUUGGAAAAAAAUGGAUCCAAAAUCAGAAGAGACUAAAAAAUUAGUUGCCCAAUACUUUUCAUGGACUGGGGCAGACAAGAAGGGAAGGAAGUUUAACCAGGGCAAAAUCUUUAAGUAAAAUCCCGGGAGUAAUAUAUUUUUUUUACAACCAUGUCCUUUUGAUAAUUUAAUUUAAAUCCAUCGUUUGUCAGUUGUUUAACCCUAACUGUUUUUUUUCUUUCAAUAAAACGCUUUGAGGAUA